Molecule: messenger RNA, 2034 nt
Organism: Drosophila ficusphila
Lineage: Eukaryota; Metazoa; Arthropoda; Insecta; Diptera; Drosophilidae
Product: transmembrane protein 185B
Exons: 4
Coding region: 307-1383 (358 amino acids)
Source: RefSeq, a predicted model, not a curated record
UCCGGACAACAACAAGACAACUCGAAAAGUAUGCCAGUCAAAGUGUGUAAAUAAAACAAAGGGGCGACCAUAAGGAAAGAAAGAAACAAAGAUCGGCACCAGGCGCAGAGCAAGUUCUGCCCCCCACCCCGCCAGAGACCCCCCGUUUCGCGCUGAGAUUGGAGCCAGAGAGAUUGGAGAUCGGAAUUCGGUGCUCGAGGAGCGGACGCAGUGCGGCGGGAGUGCACGAGCAGCUAGUGUGUCCCAGUGCCCUGUGCCAGUUACCAACUGUCCAGGUAGCAAGAUCUCUAUGGUGUCGCCAGCAACAUGAACCUGGAAUCGCUGUUCCGCGACUUCAAUCCCUGCAAAUUUAUCGUUCACUGCAGCCUGUUCACCUUCGUCACGCUCUUCGCCUUGCGCCUGGAUAACUACAUAGAUUGGCCCUAUUGGGCAAUUUUCACACCGCUGUGGAUAUGGAAGUGCACCGCCAUCCUGGGCGCCAUCGUCGGCGCCAUCGUUUGGUGCCGCUAUCCCCACUACCGCCUUGAAGGCGACGCCUACACGCAGUUCAAGGCAAUGCUCAUCUCCCUGGCCCUGCACCUGAUCCUGCUGAUGUUCGAGCUGCUGGCCUGCGAUAAGCUGACCUCGGACCGCCACCUUUGGGUGCUGGUCUUCAUACCGCUGAUCUUCGGAUCGGUGGUGAGUGUGGGCGCCUGUGUGUGGGCCGUCAAGCACGAUCGAUCCUUCGAACUGGAGCUGUUUUUGGCGGUGAAUGCGUUGCAGUUCGUCUCGCUGCCGCUGAAGCUGGAUGGCUUUGUGUACUGGAACUGGGAUGUGGUGUUUGUGCCUAUGUGGAUUGUGAUAUGCCUGAGCUUGGUCAGCGUUUUGUACAACAUCAUCUUCUGCGGCAUCAUGAUGCGUACGCCGGAGGUCUCGCUGCAGCAGAAAAAGGCAGCGUUAAAUGCGGCAGUGGGCAACAUCUGCACGGUGCUCCCAUUGCUCUGCUUUCAGGUGGUCAUCUGCGACAAGCUGGAUGGCGAGCUUAAGUUCCCAUACGUUGUGGUCUUCUCGCCGCUGCUUGUCUCCAUUUUGGCACUGAUCAUUCUGAGCUUCACGGCCAAGGGCGGCAACAUGUGGUGGUUCGGCAUCCGCAAGUCCUUCAGCCAGUUCCUGCUGUCGGCAAUGCCCUUCCUGCAGGAAUACGGCAACAUCAGCUAUCACGUCGAGACGCACAGCAAUGCCGGGCAGUCCGUGCCGCUGGACGCCACCUCUUCGUCAACGAGCAUGGCGGCCAGCGAGCAGCUGCACGAGUUCGGCAAGCACGACAAGAAGGGCAAGAAGGGGGCCAAGAACGACAUCCUCAAGCCGGUGGUGCCGUUCGUCAGCAUCGACCUGCCGGACUAGAUAUUAGGUUAAAACAAACGGACAGCUUAGCACUGCGCACAGGAGCAGCAGAAGGAGUAACAGAGAAACAGAGCAACAAUAAAUAGCAAGAACCACUUAGACCUAUGGACAGCCUCUCAGCACGCGCACACGGAGACGCCGCACACCUUUGUUCAGGUGUUUAUAUAUUAAGCAUAACACAUACCCUAUGACACAAUCAAACACACACACACACACACAUCGGCCGUAGCUUCUAGACUCGUACUGAAUUUUAAUAGUAAGCCAAACGCUAACCCCUCCCACAACACACAACCCACGCCUCCCCCAGCCCCAAACUUUCCCAGCCACUCCCAUCGUCCCUCGCAUUCGCCUGCAUGUAAUAGCUGUGCAUAUAUACAGGCCGGUGACCACACGCAAUUGUUCAGAUUGCCAAACCCAAAACUAAUCAGAAUUAGAGAGUUCACCUUGACCGCUAUUUUCUUUUACAAAUCGAACAAACCGCAACCUAUUAAACUUUGACUCUUGGCCUUAUAUAUGUGCAAGUAUUAUGUGUUACAUCCCUCACACUCUGGACAACCACUUAAGUGUGAUUGCCUACGAUUUAGUGUAAAUAAUUUACAAACAAAUGAAAACAUGAAAUAUACUUAAGUGCUUCCAAAACAAACAGAGAAA